UUUGGUGAAUCACUUGAGUUACCUGGCUAACAAUUCUUAAUAUCCCUCCCUAAAUGCAAAUCCUAGGAUUUCACAAUAUGUUGCCAUGGUAGUUAAAGUUGGAAUCAUAGUACUAUAGUUGUAUGGUGUGAAAGGGGCCCUGAAAUCAGAAAUGUACAUUCAGCCAUGGCUGAGAAAAAUAGAUUAAAUUAUUUGGAGAUAAAGAGAAAAGAAGUGAAUAACAACAGAGAAUAAACACAGAGAGAAUCCAAUUGUAAAAAUUGCUUCUCAUAUAGAUCGACACUAUCCAUGAUAAUGGUACAAACUGUAUGUACAAUCCACUUAAUUGGAAAAUAUUGCAAAAGAAAUAAUUUUAAUAAAAUCAUGUAUUGAGGUGGAGGGAGAAUGAAUAGAAUGAAAUUUGUAUACAUUCCAUUUAUAAAAAGUACAGCCAUCUCUUUAACAUGGCUUGUAGGCAAUUUGUAAACUACAUAUGAGUAUGCAUGUGCUUUCAAGUCAUCUUUUGGCUCAUUGUGAUCCCACCAAUUUUUUGGCGAGGAAUACUCCAACGUGGUCCUUCUUUGAAAUAUAGGCCUCUUCUACACUGCCAUAUAAUCCAAGUUAUGCCAGCAGAUAAUCCACAUUAUCUGUUUUGAAUAAGAUUAUCUGUGUCUACACUGCCAUAUAACCCAGUUCAAGCAGAUAAUUUGGAUUUUAUAUAGCAGUGUAGAUGGGGCCUAAUCAAGCAUUUAUCAAUUCUAAGAUUCUCAAAAACUGGUAGGCAAAGGUGUUUUUGUAAUUGGUUUAUUAGGUUAUGAUUUUUUUUAUAAAAGGUCUUAUCUUGUGCAACAAGGCAUCAUAUUAUCAAAAACAUAAAACAAACACCUAAAACAAUACAUUCAAAAAACAAAAAGAACUAGCCUGAUAAAAAAUAUAGAAUAAAAUACAAAAGACAAUAUUUUUUAAAUAAACUACAAUCCUAGCUUGAUAAAAACACAGGAUGGGAGGAAAGACGCAACCAAGAAAAAAUCCCAAGAAAUAAAACCAUUAAAAAAACACUUACCAGUACUGAGUCUGUGAAAAUUAGCAAAUGAAGCUUUAAGGUGUCCUGACUGCAAAAGGAAAACAAGGCUGGAACCAAGUGAAUUUCCAUGGUGAAAGUGUUCCAUAUCUGGGAAAGCUAUAACUGAAAAGGUUUAGAGUUCAAGCCAAACAUCCGCGCACUCCCCGAGUUGGAUUGAAACCGUCAACCUUCAGGUCAGCAACCCAACCUUCAAGUCAUCAGUUCUGCAGGCACAAGGAUUUAAUCCACUGCGCCAUUGGGGGCUCCUAUCUCAAAUUAAUCCAAUGCUACAAUGGUGGACUCAUACUUUAUUUUAUCAAGAGUAUAUUGGUGCUUCUCACUUUUGUUAGGAUAAUCUAUUUGUUAUAAGUAAUUAUACAUUUUGCAGGCUGCCACCUUGUGCAAUUAGUUCCUAAUUUUUUGAAAAAUUGAUACCUCCAGUGUCCAGCCACUAAGUGUUUGAAAGGAAUGCAUUAGAAAUAAAGGAUUACAUUGGCAGAGGGGUCCUGUUAAAACUCUUAUCUCUUUCUAAUGAAACUCUUAAUAUUAAGAACAGACCACGGAACAACUGACUGGUUCAAGAUUGGGAAAGGAGUACGACAGGGCUGUAUACUCUCACCCUACCUGUUCAACUUGUAUGCAGAACACAUCAUGCGACGUACGGGGGUUUAUGAAUCCAAGGCUGGAGUUAAAAUUGCUGGAAGAAAUAUUAACAACCUUAGAUAUGCAGAUGAUACCACUCUGAUGGCCAAAAGAGAGGAGGAGCUGAGGAGCCUUAUCACCAAGGUGAAAGAAGAAAGUGCAAAUGCUGGGCUGCAGUUAAACAUCAAGAAAACCAAGUUUAUGGCAACCAGACUGAUUGAUAACUGGCAAAUAGAGGGAGAAAACAUGGAGGCAGUGACAAACUCUAUUUCUAGGGGCGAAGAUUACUGCAGACGCAGUCCGCAGCCAGGAAAUCAGAAGACAUUUGCUUCUUGGGAGGAGAGCAAUGGCCAACCUCGAUAAAAUAGUUAAGAGUACAGACAUCACACUGGCAACGAAGAAGUUAAAGCAAAGGCAUUCCCUGUAAUAACCUAUGGAUCUGAAAGCAGGACCAUAAGGAAGGCUGAGUGAAGGAAGAUAGACACUUUUGAACUGUGGUGUUGGAGGAAAAUUCUGAGAGUGCUUUGGACCGCAAGAAGAUGAAACUAGUUCAUACUCCAGGAAAUAAUCCCUGAUUGCUCAAUGGAGGGAAGGAUCUUAGAGGCAAAGAUGAAGUAUUUUGGCCACAUAAUGAGAAUACAGGAAUGCUUGGAGAAGACAAUGAUGCUGGGGGAAAUUGAAGGAGAAAGGAAGAGGGGGCAACCAAGAGCAAGAUGGAUGGAUGGUAUCCUUGAAGUGACUGGCUUGACCUUGAAGGAGCUGGGGUGGCCACGGCCAGUGAACGAAUAAACAACAAAAAAGGAAACUCUUUAUUCAGUUUCUUGCUAUUGUCCUGCUUUGCCCUAUUCUGAUUCUUUAUCUGUGGCAACUAGCCUAUCAGUUAGAUCUUUUACUGACUACUCAAAGUACAUGAAGCGAAGAGCAGCGAUAAGGAAUUCCAAGCCCAUUGGGCAGAAUAGUUGAAAAUACAUCCAGAACAACAAACAGUAUGCUAAGAACUGAAAGAUAAUCAGUGGGCUGAUCCCCCCUAAGACCAUUGGUCAAUUGUGGAGGUUGCAGCAGUGUAACUUAAUGCACUGUAAAAAUGUCACAGCUUCACUGCACUAUAAAAAUGACAUCAAUAAAUAGCAAACGCCGCAAGAAGGAAAGAACAAAGUCUCUUUGUAUGCACUCAACUUUGAUCCUGAUAAACCUUUGCUUUAUGUGACUGAACAUUGUUCAGGAAACUCCACCCUCCAAAUAAACAGUGAAAGUUAUAUUUUAAUAACGUUCUGUUUGCAUACUGCAGCAAUGCUCAAGUCACAGAACAAAUACAUUCAUGCUCCUGGCCUUGUUACAUACAGCAAGCUUUGCUUGCUAUCCUUCACCUGAGAGACACAGAAAGCGAGCACAUUGCUGCACAAACAUCUUAACGAAAAAGAAACGACGAUCUUGCAGAGAGGAUGGGCCUCGUACAUUCUAAGCAGUUUAAAGGCAAACAAGCCCAAAUUCUAAUGCUAGGACUUGAUUCGGCAGGGAAAUCCACCCUCUUGUACAAGAUCAAAUUCAAUGAUGUCUUCUUAACCUCGCCAACCAUCGGUUUCAAUGUGGAGAUGAUUGAAACAACAGCAGGCAUUGCCUUAACAGUCUGGGAUGUUGGAGGCCAGCACAAAAUGAGGACUGUUUGGGAGGACUAUUUGGAAAACGCAGAUUGUCUGGUCUAUGUUGUGGACAGUGCCAACAAACAGCGCUUGGAAGAGUCGAAGAAAGAACUGGCGACUAUUUUGAAGAACGAUAAGAUCAAGAAUGUGCCUGUAGUUGUCCUAGCCAACAAGCAGGAUCUUCGUGGUGCUCUGGGGGCUGAGGAAAUAACCAAAACACUCAACAUGAAGAAACAUUGUGCUGACCGAAACUGGUACGUACAGCCCUGUUGUGCAAUUACAGGAGAAGGCCUGUCCGAAGCAUUCCAGAAAGUGACAUCAUUUGCAAAAUCCUGCAUGAAAGCUAAACAAGAAGCUUUCGCUAUCUUCAGGCAAGAUUAACGUGCCCUAAUCUGAUCAAUGCAUUGUUGACCAGGACAAUAAGCCAGUCGAUUAAUUAAAUGUCUGAUACUACAACAUGC
Messenger RNA from Anolis carolinensis (green anole), 3785 nucleotides. It is a transcript of the gene arl14, whose product is annotated as ADP ribosylation factor like GTPase 14. Gene Ontology annotation, molecular function: GTPase activity; GTP binding. NCBI's taxonomy places the organism in Eukaryota, Metazoa, Chordata, Lepidosauria, Squamata, Anolidae. Gene Ontology annotation, biological process: intracellular protein transport; vesicle-mediated transport. Gene Ontology annotation, cellular component: cytoplasm; plasma membrane. The record is from RefSeq and is a predicted model, not a curated record. Bases 3127 to 3705 code for a protein of 192 amino acids. The transcript has a single exon.